Molecule: messenger RNA, 978 nt
Organism: Sitophilus oryzae (rice weevil)
Lineage: Eukaryota; Metazoa; Arthropoda; Insecta; Coleoptera; Curculionidae
Exons: 3
Coding region: 285-743 (152 amino acids)
Source: RefSeq, a predicted model, not a curated record
CAAGUCAGUCAGAAGUUACAGCGGAAUAUCUGGAAAAAGUGGCCAAGUCAAAAUAUAACACAUAGAGGGCUCCACACGAAUAACACUAUUAUGACCAAGUCAAAGUAUUUAGGUUGAGUACAGGCACAAAUGAGUAUGUUAACUUGGUCAUUUUUUCACUUCUCCAACAAGCUUGAUACCUAACAGACAGUGAUAAAUGACUAUUACGACUUGGUCACUUUUUAAUGUCCAGGCAGUGUGUUCACGUGCAUAAGAAAAUCUGAGGAAAUUAUUGUGCUUGUAAUAUGGCUUCCAGAGGAAAAGUUUUAGUGCAAAUGUGUUUGGAUAGUUCAGAAACGAUUGCUUCAAAUAUAUAUAAUGAAGAACCGUGUUGUUCAAAAUCGUUCGUCCAAAGGGUCUCCACUUUAUCUGCGGCAAGCAACAUUGACGAAGGUUCAUUAUGCUCUAGUGCAACGCAAGAUUGCCUAAGUACGAUAAGUAAUGCCCUUAUUGAUGAACAUUUAAGGCAGGAAAAUGUUCCUACACAAUAUGAAAACGAUGGUUCGGACUUUUCGGCAGGCAGUAGCGAUAAUUAUAUCCCGAGUGAUAAUGGGGGCCAAUCAAACAUAGAAUCAAGUUCUGAUAGCGAUACUCCCUUAUCAAAACGAAUGUGCCGUUGGAAAAAAGCUGAUCCUCCACAUUGGAAAAAAAUAUUAAUAAAAAGAAGAGAAAAUCGCGUUUGCCAUACGAAUCCAAAGGAAUAAUUAGAGCAGCAAAGAAACCUAAAGUCACGAAUUGCAAUUCUUGCAAGUUUAAAUGCUCACUUCAUUUUGAUGACCCACUUAGAGACCUGUUAUGUUCCGAAUUUUGGAAACUAGAUUACAAUCGCCAAAAAGACUUUAUUCUCUCUUGUGUUUCAAGCAAAGAACCUGCUUGUAGAAGAAUUCGAUCUGGGAAAGGUGUACAAAAAACUAGUAGCCGGUAUUAUUAUUUUUUAAA